Messenger RNA from Epinephelus lanceolatus (giant grouper), 1187 nucleotides. RefSeq names its product B-cell translocation gene 3 (gene btg3). Lineage: Eukaryota; Metazoa; Chordata; Actinopteri; Perciformes; Serranidae. Gene Ontology annotation, cellular component: nucleus; cytoplasm. The record is from RefSeq and is a predicted model, not a curated record.
GGCUAAUAACCCAACCUCAAGGGUUCUUCUGUUGGCCAAUUUCCCCUUCCCAUUCAUUUUACGUCCUCACGCUGGAGGAGAGCACCGAAAAAGAAGCUGUGCAAACGUGAUGAAACACAUGUGAAAUAUGAGGAGAGAAAUCGCAGCUGUUGUAUUCUUCCUGAAGAGGCUUGUGAAAAAGGGGGAGAAGUUGGAGUCACACAAGAUCGACCUGUUUGUUGAGAGGCUUGCUGUUGCACUGCAGGAGAAGUUCAAGGGGCACUGGUACCCCGACAACCCCAGCAAGGGACAGGCAUACAGGUGUAUCCGCGUAAACAGGUUCCACAGGCAGGAUCCAGAGCUCCUUCGGGCCUGCCGGGAGAGCGGGAUUGAGUAUAGUGACCUGGGAUUGUCCCGUGAACUCACACUGUGGGUGGACCCUGGGGAGGUCUGUUGCAGGUACGGAGAGCAAAAUCCUUGUUUCUCAGUGGCCAGUUUCUCUAAUGAUGAAGAGGAGGACAAAGAUGUUACAAAAGUGACCAGUGCUUUGGAGAGGGUGACGUCAGACUACCACUCAGGAUCUUCUUCUGAUGAGGAGAGCACGCGCACUUCCCCCCUCACCGUCCCCAACAGCCGCUGCUCUUACACGGCAAUGAAUCCCGCUGCUUCCUCGUGGCAUCCUAAGAAGAUGGUACCAGGGAAAGUUCAGAUCCUUCCACGGCCUCACUACGGCUACAGGCCUCGCAGCAGACCCCCGCACACUUCCAGGCCCAAUCUGUGGGUGCGUCCUGGCUACGGAGGAGGACCUGGUUACUGGGACGCAUCCCAACAUCUGGCACAUUGUUACAGUUAGGAAUCAUGGUGCUUAACGCUCACACUAGACAUUAAAGCUGAGGACAACUUUAAAAUGACUGAACAAUGUUUUUUUUGUUGUUUUUUUUACACAUGAACUUUUAUAGAGUACAUAUUGAUCUUUUUUGCACUUUAGACCAUUUUGUUAAACCUUAAAGAAAUCACCUGUAUUAAAUUAGAUAUUGAAAUUGGAAUACUACACAUUUUGAAGUACUGUAUUUUUUACAAUGGGGGACGUUCGUGUAUGCCACCUACUUUGUCCUUUUGUGAUACAAUGUUUUAUUUAUUCAUAGUGCAGAAUUGUCAGAUGUAUAGACUUAAAUUUAUGGAGUUUUAUUAAACACAGUUUCCAAGCA